Molecule: messenger RNA, 5357 nt
Organism: Homalodisca vitripennis (glassy-winged sharpshooter)
Lineage: Eukaryota; Metazoa; Arthropoda; Insecta; Hemiptera; Cicadellidae
Product: ATP-binding cassette sub-family C member 3-like
Exons: 31
Biological process (GO): transmembrane transport
Cellular component (GO): membrane
Molecular function (GO): ATP binding; ABC-type transporter activity; ATP hydrolysis activity
Source: RefSeq, a predicted model, not a curated record
GCGAGCCACACCGGUCGGUACGCGCUCGCGCCGGUCUGUGCUCUGUUUACAUGUGAGUUUGCCGCCGUUGCGUCAUCGUAGUACAGUCAGUGUUUGCGCGAAAUUGUGCAAGUUACUUCACCAAGUUGGUUCUUCCUCGUGGCAUAUAAUGGGAUCAAAAGCUGAAAACGCUUUUUGCUACUCUAAAUUUUGGGACAAUGCGGCAGUAUGGGAUACAUCAUACCCAGACUUUUCCCUUUGCUUCGAGAAGACCGUGCUGGUGUGGGUGCCUUGUCUGGUGUUGUGGCUGCUCUCACCUAUAGAGAUUUGUUUCAUCCUCAAGAGCAAAUGUCGGGACAUCCCAUGGGCCCCCUUGAUAACAGCCAAACUGUUGCUGAACCUGGUGCUGAUAGGCAUCAGUAGUGUCAACUUUGUCGGAUCAGCAGUUCAGCACUUCCAGGAUAAGAGUGUGUUCGCUGUGGAUAUGUGGACACCAGCGAUACAAACACUGACUUUUUUACUAGCAGCUGUGCUCCUCAUGUGGGACAAAGUGCGAGGACUUCACACCUCAGGGGUACUGUUUGUGUUUUGGCUGCUGAUGAGCAUUGCGGGUGCUGCCCAAUUCCGGACCGAAAUCAUUAGUGCUGAUAUUCCUAACUCAGAAGAAAACAGCUUCAGAUACGUCCUGUAUAUGAUCUACUACCCAAUCGUUGUGGUUAUGAUGGUGCUGAAUGUGUUUGCAGAUCGACCUCCGAGAUACACAUAUUAUUCUAAAUACGAGAAAAUAUGCCCUGAGGUUACGUCGUCAUUUGUGACCCAAACAUUUGUCGGCUGGUUUGAUGGACUUAUUUGGCAAGGUUUUCGAAAAACUUUGACAUCUGCAGACCUUUGGAACCCUAAACUUGAAGAUACAUCAGCAUAUCUUGUGCCACGAUUUGAGAAUCUAUGGAAGAAAAAUUUUGCAAAAGCUAACGGAACAGCAGAGCCAACUAGGAAAGGCAUACCAAAUGGGACACACCACAUUUCAAACUCAAAAAAUAAACCAAAAAAGCCAGUAUCCAUACUGGGACCUAUGGUGAGAAUGCUGUGGGUACCAAUUUUGAUUGCAGGAUUAGCCAAAUUCAUAGCAGAUGCUUUAGAGUUUAUCAAUCCUCAAAUAUUGAAUUUGCUUAUAAGAUAUGUCGCUGGAAAAGACUACAUGUGGAAGGGAUUUUUCUAUGCAGUUUCCAUGUUCGUGUCAGCUGAACUUUAUACUCUAUUCCUGAACAAGAUGGCGAUGAAUAUGUUUAUCGUUGGAAUAAACUGGAGAACUGCGAUCAUGGCAGCUGUUUAUAAAAAGGCGCUCCGUAUUUCCCCUGCAGCCCGCAAGGAGUCAACGGUGGGAGAGGUGGUCAACCUGAUGGCUGUGGAUGCCCAACGUUGUUCAGACUUCGCUCAGUACAUCCAUUACAUCUGGACUGCUCCAAUAUCCAUAUGUGUGGCCUUAUACUUCCUGUGGAAUCUCUUGGGUAUCUCGACGUUGGCAGGCCUGGCUGUCAUGUUGAUCGUCAUGCCGAUCAACAGUGUCAUUGCAAACAAGAUGAAAGUACUUCAAGCAAAGCAAAUGCAACUAAAAGAUGAAAGAGUAAAACUAGUGAAUGAAAUCCUAAAUGGAAUAAAGGUAAGGUUUUAAAAGUUGUACGCAUGGGAGCCAAGUUUUAGAGACAAAAUCACAGACAUCAGAGAAAAGGAGUUAAGAAAGCUGAAGGCAGCUUCUCUGUGGAACUCUUCCGUUUCAUUUUUGUGGCUCUGCUCAUCAUUUCUUGUGUCGUUUGCGACUUUUGGCAUGUUUGUGUUGAUCGAUGAACGCCACGUGCUCACCACAGAGAUUGCCUUCGUAUCAAUGGCUCUCUUCAAUGUCAUGAGAGUGCCCAUCAUCGUCAUACCCAUCCUGGUGCAACUCACCCUUCAGUUUGUUGUAUCUUUGAGGAGAAUAAACAAGUUUAUGAAUGCAGAAGAGAUUGAUAUGCAAUCAGUGUCUCAUGACAAGAGCAGAAAAGAACCUCUAAUUGUUGAGGAUGGUUCGUUCUCAUGGGGUUCAGACGAGGAGCCAGUCCUACGCAACAUCACACUCAAAGUACAGCCUGGACAGUUGGUAGCAGUGGUGGGGACUGUCGGUUCUGGCAAGAGUUCCCUCAUCUCUGCCUUCCUAGGAGAGAUGGAUAAGCAUUCUGGCUACGUCAACACUAUAGGCAAGAUAGCCUACGUGCCACAACAAGCCUGGAUUCAGAAUAACACAGUAAAAGACAAUAUUUUGUUUGGAAACAGUUAUGAGAGCAAAAAGUAUUUCAAAACCAUAGAAAACUGUGCGCUCAAGCCAGACUUUGACAUGUUACCUGGAGGAGACUCAACUGAGAUUGGAGAAAAGGGUAUCAACCUGAGCGGAGGACAGAAACAGAGGGUGAGUCUGGCGCGGGCAGUGUACCACGAUGCUGACAUAUACUUGCUGGAUGAUCCUCUCAGUGCGGUUGAUUCCCACGUGGGGAAACACAUUUUUGAGAACAUUAUUGGUCCUAAAGGUCAGCUCAAUAAGAAGACCCGUAUUCUGGUGACUCAUGCGGUCACAUUUCUGCCUCAAGUGGAUGUCAUCGUAGUCAUGAAGGCCGGAGAGAUCUCGGAGAUUGGAACAUUCAAGGAACUAAUGGCCAAGAAAGGAGAGUUCUCUGAGUUUCUGUUACAGCAUAUCACUGACACUGGUGAAGAAGAACUGAACACAGAAAUGGAAGAACUCCUAAAUGAAAAUGAAGAACUCAUGCAGCAAAUUCAGAGACGACUUAGUCAGUCUGGCUCUGUGAGAUCAACAUCCUCCAGCCACAGAAAUUCUAUCAGCUUUGAAACACAACCAAUUACAAAUCAAAUUGACAAAUUGAUUCAGGAGGAAGCAUCUGAAACUGGCAGUGUGGGACUUGGAGUGUACAUUCAUUUUAUCAAAUCUGCUGGUAUCCUGAUGGUUCUGUCAACUUUAUUUUUCCAAGUAUUCUCGCAAGGCCUAACCGUCGUCUCCAGCUUCUGGCUGACAGACUGGACUUCAGACCCCUCGACUUCUGUUGAUGGAGUUCAGGUUGUGGAGAAACGCAACUACUAUUUGGGAAUCUAUGCUCUCUUAGGUGUUGGCCAAGUGGUGGGGGCAGUGCUUAGUUCCUUCUCGCUGACGUACAGCAGUGUCAUGGCUUGUAGACAACUUCACCUCUCCAUGCUAACUCGAGUAAUACGGGCACCAAUGAGUUUCUUCGACACAACCCCCACAGGCAGACUUGUCAACCGUUUCAGCAAAGAUAUGGACAUCAUAGACAAUAUUAUCCCAUUGACAGCUUACAACGCGAUGAUAGGCUUCGUCACCGUCUUGGGAACAUUGCUGGUUAUUACAAAAUCCACACCAAUAUUUCUUGCUGUCAUCGUACCUAUUGGAUUAAUAUACUACUUUGUUCAGAAAGUCUAUGUGACAACAGCUCGACAGCUGAGAAGGAUAGAGGCAGUGUCAAGGUCACCUAUCUACUCCCACUUCAGUGAGACUGUUUCUGGUGCUCCUUCAAUACGAGCGUACGGGUCUGUCUCUCGAUUCAUCCAGACACUAGAGAACCGAGUGGACUUCAACACUGCCAGUCUUAUGCCCAGCACUUUGUCUGGCAGAUGGCUCUCUGUCCGUUUGGAGACGAUUGGCAACACUUUGAUCUUCUUCGCGGCUAUGUUCGCAGUGUUGGCAAGAGAUUCUCUGGAUCCUGCCAUAGUCGGUCUGUCUGUCAGUUACGCUUUACAGAUAACAUCAAACCUGAACUUUGCUGUGCAUCUGGCUUCAGAGGUGGAGUCAAAUAGUGUAUCUAUAGAGAGAGUGAAGGAAUACUCUGAAAUUGAACAGGAGGCAGCGUGGGAAGUACAGCCCAAGCCUAAACCUGAGUGGCCCAACCAAGGAGUGGUACAGUUCCAGGACUACCAAGUGAGGUACAGGGAGGGUUUGGAUCUGGUGUUAAGAGGAGUUACCUGCACUAUCAACCCCGGAGAGAAGAUUGGUAUAGUUGGUCGUACUGGUGCUGGCAAGUCCUCCCUAACCCUCUGCCUGUUCCGUAUUAUAGAGGCUGCUGGAGGACAAAUUAAAAUUGAUGGUAUCGACAUCUCUAAGAUUGGACUGGGAGACCUUCGCUCCAAACUUACAAUCAUUCCUCAGGACCCAGUGUUGUUCUGUGGGACACUAAGGAUGAAUUUGGAUCCAUUUGGAACAUACUCUGACUCCGACGUGUGGCGUGCUUUGCAACUGGCUCACCUUGGCGACUUUAUGCGAACAUUGACACUUGGUCUACAGCAUCCCAUCAAUGAGGGCGGAGAGAAUCUGAGUGUUGGUCAGAGACAACUGGUGUGUCUGGCUCGUGCUCUGUUGCGAAAGACCAAGCUGUUGAUCCUAGACGAGGCUACAGCUGCAGUUGACCUGGAGACUGAUGAUCUGAUCCAAGCCACCAUCCGAAGAGAGUUCCGCGAAUGUACGGUGCUGACCAUUGCUCACAGACUCAACACCAUCAUGGACUCUGACAGGGUAUUAGUCCUGGACAAGGGACUAAUUAAGGAGUUUGAUUCACCACUAAACCUGCUAAAAUCAACAUCAACGAUAUUCUACGGAAUGGCAAAGGAUGCAGGUCUCACAUGAAGUAGACAGUGAAUGUUUCUUAAAAAUCCAGUGCCUGAUGAAACAGCAUAUAUGUCUGUCUUUCUGCCAGUAUUAAUUAUUGUACUAUUGACCUUUAACGUGUGAUGUAGCAUAUUGUAUUUAGUUUUUAGUUUAAUUUAGGUGCGGAUCUUUUAAUCAGUGUAAAAUAGCAUUUUUUUAUGUUAGGCCAACUCUUAUAUUUGUAAAUUUUUGUAUUACUGAAUGUCAAAGGAGUCUAAAAUUGUCCACUAUUAAAUUUACUCAAAAUAAAUAAACACAAAUAUAAUAUAGUUCCUUUACAGAUAUCAAACUACCAAUAAACAAGACCAGUAAAACAAAGUUUUACUAUUCAAUUUUAUAUUCAGUGAAGUUUUUAAUAUUUUUAAUUUGAUGUUCUUGUAUUGGUAGAUAAUUUUUUCCAGUAAUUAAUUUUUCAUUAUUGAGCCAUCAGUUGCUUAAAACGAAUAAAAACCUAUAAAUUUGAGAGAGAAGUUAUUUUUUACUGUUUUAAAUGUGAAACCAAUUUUAGGUGUAGCAAAUACAUUAUUUAGUUAUUUUUCAUUUGUAUUUAUAAUGUCACGUUGUGAUGUUUCCAUAUAUUACUUAGUGUAUAUACUUAGUGUAAAUUCAAAUGAGCUAUUUUAUAAAUGUUCCUUUUUACUGUGCAUUGUGUAUUUGUUAAAUAAAUUUAUUAUUGUUGUAA